Messenger RNA from Mucor velutinosus, 669 nucleotides. RefSeq lists its product as uncharacterized. Bases 1 to 669 code for a protein of 222 amino acids. Gene Ontology annotation, biological process: mitochondrial proton-transporting ATP synthase complex assembly. Lineage: Eukaryota; Fungi; Mucoromycota; Mucoromycetes; Mucorales; Mucoraceae. The transcript has 4 exons. The record is from RefSeq and is a predicted model, not a curated record. Gene Ontology annotation, cellular component: mitochondrial membrane.
AUGUCACUUAGAAUCCUUGAUAUAAAGCAAGUUGCACGGGCAGUUCACUGUAUUAGGCCAUAUUCUACACAUGUAUCCAACCACAUUGAAAAGAAGCUGAUCUACACAUCUCCCAAUGUCGGCUUGGUGAAGCUUGUCAAGAAGUUUUCAUUAUCGACCCUGGGUAUUUCAGCUGUAGCUACUCCUACUGUCAUGUAUUUCUGGCAAUCACCAGCAGUGCAAGCUGCAGACAUGAAUAGCUCCAUGUUUAUCGGUGCUGUCAUGGCAAGUGCAUGUUCUACAGGCGCAUUGUCCUUUCUGUUAUCUCCCUACGUCAAUUCAAUCUACUUGCAUGUGCUCAAGCAGCAAAAUGAAAGCAGCAAGAAACUACCUGCUAUUUCACCCAAUUCCACCAUUUCUAUCGAGACACUGGACCUCUUUGCUCGUCGUCGUACAACAACGCUACAACUAAAAGACUUGAAGCCUGUCGCAAGCUCAUCGUUUAUGACAUGGACGGUUAAUAAGCGAGUGUUGGAAAAGCAAUAUGCAUUGGAACAAACCAAGGGAGUCAAACCAAAGAUCAAUCAACAUCGAUUCUGGUUAGAUCAACGAAAUGGCAUGGGCGAUAGAGACAUCAUGUCGAGUAUCUUGAGAAUCGUUCAUGAGCAAGGUCGUCAACGCAUGAUUUAG